CCAUGUUUUUUCGGGGUGUUUGUUGUUUUCACUGUAACAAGAGGCUGUUCUCAGGUCGACGCUUAGCCGUGGCUUCCAGUGAACCCGGGGCUACUUUCUAGGAGGGUAAAAUGAUCCCAGAUCAGUGUCUGUGUCGAUGUCAUGCCAUCCCCUUCGCGCUACUAGGUGCGCGCCAGCCUCGCGAUAGCCUCGCCUACAAGAAUCAGAGCUCCGCUCGCGGACUGGAUGCUGACAGGCGCGCGGUGCGGUCAUCAUGCAAAGGUUACAUUGGAUCUGUUUCAGCGAGUCUCUAAAGAAGCCGCUCCUCCGCAGGACCCGCACGGGUCACAACAUGCGAGACGUCUAGCAGCACAUACAGGCUCCCGCUGACGUUUACCGGCCUGUUUGACGACAGCAGGUGUCAAACGAUGGACGCAAGUUUGGGAUUUCCGCGAACGGCAGAGUGUACGCUGGCUCCUCUCGGCGGUAAAGUGGCUUCAUGAGUGUCCAAAGUAACAGUGGAAGUGGUGGUGGAAGUUUGGAGGCGACGCCAUCUUGGUCGCAGCUCUCCUCGUCCCCAACGAUUUCUCAACAACAUAUAACGGCGACCGCAAAGAGCAAGGAAGGCCCCAUGGAGGAGCUGCACAGCCUGGACCCCCGGAGACAGGAGCUGCUGGAGGCCAGGUUCACGGGAGCCGUCAGUGGGAACACGGUUGGCAGCACUGGGAGCACCAGCGGAGGAGCUAAGGGGCUGGCCAAUGAGUCCUCCAACCACAGCUAUGGCAGUCUGGGCUCAUCCAGCGACAAGGAGUCAGAGAACUCUGAUUUGAAAAGAGGGAGCUCCCCUGCCUACUCAACCCCAGAGAAGAAGCACUCUGAGACGUCCAGGGGGAGGAAGAGAAAAGCUGACACCUAUUCUGAGAGUAGUCAAGGAAAGACGUCCACACGUGGGCCCAAGAUCAGCGACUACUUUGAUUUUCAGGGUGGAAAUGGUUCCAGUCCAGUCAGAGGCCUCCCAUCAGCUCGCCGCUCUCCACAGAGCUCCCACUCUGCCCCAGGCUCAAUCAUCCGUCAGAACAGCUCCUCUCCUACCAGUCUGUGUUUUGGGGAACACAAUCCUAAAGCCUCUUCCAGCAAAUGUGUCCAGACGGAAUUAACGGGGCUGAAGCUUGCUGCUCUGGAGAGCAACAAGAGUCUGGACCUGGAAAAAAAAGAGGGGCGGAUAGACGAUCUUCUCAGGGCCAACUGUGACCUGCGGAGACAGAUAGAUGAACAGCAGAAACUACUGGAGAAAUACAAAGAGCGGCUCAACAAAUGCAUCACCAUGAGCAAGAAACUGCUCAUAGAGAAGAGUACACAGGAGAAGCAGUCGUGUCGGGAGAAGAGCAUGCAGGACCGUCUCCGUCUCGGUCACUUCACCACCGUCAGACACGGAGCGUCCUACACGGAGCAGUGGACCGAUGGAUACGCAUUCCAAAACCUGAUAAAGCAGCAGGAGGGCAUCAACCAGCAGAGGGAGGACAUAGAGCGUCAGAGGAAGUUGCUGGCUAAGAGGAAGCCUCCAAACCCUGCAUCUCCCUCCCUCUCUGUGGCCUCCACCUCUGAGCCCAAGCAGCGCAAAACUAAAGUGGUCAAUGGCAAUGACUCCGACCCCUUCCUCAAACCAUCCUUGCCACAGCUACUGACCCUCGCUGAGUACCACGAGCAGGAGGAGAUUUUCAAGCUUCGCCUCGGGCAUCUGAAAAAGGAGGAAGCAGAGAUCCAGGCGGAGCUGGAGCGGUUGGAGAGGGUGAGAAACCUCCACAUUAGAGAGCUGAAGAGGAUAAACAACGAGGACAGCUCAGCGUUUAAAGACCACCCCACCCUGAAUGAGAGGUACCUGCUGCUGCACCUACUGGGCCGGGGUGGCUUCAGUGAAGUUUAUAAGGCUUUCGACCUGUUUGAGCAGCGCUACGCAGCUGUUAAAAUCCACCAGCUUAACAAGAACUGGAGGGAGGAGAAAAAAGAAAACUACCACAAGCAUGCAUGCAGAGAGUACCGGAUACACAAGCAGCUGGACCAUCCCAGAAUAGUCAAACUGUACGACUAUUUCUCCCUGGAUACUGACACGUUCUGCACGGUGCUGGAGUUCUGUGAAGGAAAUGACCUGGACUUCUACCUGAAACAAAACAAGCUGAUGUCGGAGAAGGAGGCUCGCUCCAUCGUCAUGCAGAUCGUCAGCGCCCUGCGCUACCUCAACGAGAUCAAACCGCCCAUCAUCCACUACGACCUCAAACCAGGUAACAUCUUAUUGGUGGAUGGCACAGCAUGUGGAGAAAUCAAAAUCACAGAUUUUGGCCUGUCGAAGAUCAUGGACGAUGAUAACUACGGCGUGGACGGGAUGGACCUCACAUCACAGGGAGCCGGUACCUACUGGUACCUUCCUCCUGAGUGUUUCGUGGUGGGGAAGGAGCCGCCUAAAAUCUCCAACAAGGUGGACGUCUGGUCUGUAGGAGUGAUCUUCUUCCAGUGCCUCUACGGACGAAAGCCGUUUGGUCACAACCAGUCACAGCAGGAUAUUCUUCAGGAGAACACUAUCCUGAAAGCUACAGAGGUCCAGUUCCCUGCUAAACCACAGGCCAGCACAGAGGCCAAGGCGUUUAUCCGCCGCUGUCUGGCCUACCGCAAGGAGGAUCGCUUUGACGUUCACCAGCUGUGCUCGGACUCGUACCUCCUCCCUCACAUGAGACGUUCAAACUCCUCAGGCUCCCUGCAGCCGUCCGCCUCCUCCCUCCCCACCUACUGACUGGCUCUCUUACAUGAUUGACAGGACGCUCCAGCCAAUCCUGAGGCAGGAUUGUGCAGAUUUUUUUUAACCUGAGCUGUUCCAUAAAGGAUAUAUUCACGAGAGAAGAGAAUUAAAGAUGGGAAAGAGUGAAGAAAAGGAGGAGGAUGAUCCCUUUGCAUAGGAGAGAUGAGAUGUACCCUGAACUCAACUGUGAGCAACAAAAGGGGAAAGAAUAAAGCUGGACAACAGGAAGGAAAUGGAAAGAGUUAAAAGAAAGGCUCUGCAUUGCUGGGAACAAGAAAGGAAGAGGAUUUCUUUAUGGAUUCUACUAAAUAACCCUGUAGGAGACAUUUAUCAUCAAUAGAGGCUCCUAGAUGUCAUGUCCAAGCCCACCUCUCUUAGCUCUUAAGCAUAAAACACCUCACAUGGAUUUCUUCUAUGUAAAACCGCUGUUUUUGAUGUUCUCUUGUUGCUAAUGUGAGGGUGGUGAAGACCAGGAGGAAGGAGAACCGAAUGCAGCAGAGGAUGUCAAGUCUCUGCACGUCAAAUAUGAACUUCUUGUUAAAAUCUGCUCUUUAGUCUAACGCUAUGAGGCACAAAAUGAUGAUAACAUGUCAUUGAAUUAACCCUUAACUUAAAAAUCAUUUUGUAUCUUUGAUGGGACUUCAGAGAAAAAUGUUCCAGAUUAAAUAAUCUGGGCUCGAUUUGCACUUCUGGUCCGGGUUGCUGUGGUCGGGCCUCACAAACACAUUUGGCAUGAAGUUCUGCAGCGUGGGCGAGUGUUGUAGUCGUCCGUUCACUUUUAUGUUUUAAAGCAGUUCAGAUCUGCUGCUCAGUUUACAGAUCUGUGAAUCUGUCUUAAUCCAUCUUUGUUGUUCAGAUUAGAGUCGACAUGUUUCAAAGAGCCGAGUGUUUCAGCACCGUGUCGUCCUCGUCGAGCUGCCUGCAGAGUGGGACUGGAUCAGCUGUUACUGUGCUGCAAACACUCACAGUUUAGUGUACAUUUCAUGUGCAGGAGACGUUACUCACAAGCAAAUACAACAUAAUGAGGCUUAUCUCUGCUUCUCUGUGUCUCAUUUUCUUCUUGUUCUCAGUUUGCUGCUAUGAAUGUUGCUCCUAGUUUAGAACGUGUGAAUGGUUCCCUCCUGGUAUAUGUGCAUACUUGAAAUGUGUUUAAAGGAAUGCUCUCUAGGGCCCCCCCCUCUCUGAGAUGGAGCCCUGCUGUGCUGUUUGAAGGAGGGAGGAUGCAACACAUUCAUCACUGUCCCUCUGGGGUUAUGUUUACUUUCAUGCACAAGUUUUAAGCUGUUUUUGCUCAUGCACUCCUGAAAACUUCUAGAAAAUAUCAGGACAGGCUGCCCUUGAAAUCUUCCUGAGAUGUUACUCACAUGCCCCUCACAGUGUGAUGUUUUC
This is a messenger RNA of Cheilinus undulatus (humphead wrasse), 4159 nucleotides long. Its product is annotated as serine/threonine-protein kinase tousled-like 1-B. Gene Ontology annotation, biological process: chromosome segregation; peptidyl-serine phosphorylation; intracellular signal transduction. The transcript is spliced from 22 exons. The record is from RefSeq and is a predicted model, not a curated record. Gene Ontology annotation, molecular function: protein serine/threonine kinase activity; ATP binding. Gene Ontology annotation, cellular component: nucleus. NCBI's taxonomy places the organism in Eukaryota, Metazoa, Chordata, Actinopteri, Labriformes, Labridae. Bases 479 to 2764 code for a protein of 761 amino acids.